AUGCUGGUAGAGAGUAUGUACAGGAUUUCUGGAGGGAAUACAGGUUCGGAAUGCUCGAAGGAUGAAGCAAAUAGAGUUAGGAAGAAAAAGCCGAAGUUGAAGCAGGGAACACUUGGAUUCUUAUAUCGGGCUAAGGAUAAGAGCAGUGGUAGUGGGGAUGGUGCUAAUUGCAGUGGAGCAAUUGAGCGUAAGGUGCUUGCGGGGAAGAGGGAUGAUAAUGGUGUUCGAACUGUACAUUCUUCAUUAUUGAGAAAUUUUGUGUUACAGAAUCAAGGUUCUUUUGAUGAAGAUUCGGAGGAUGGUGUUGGUAUGAUAUUACCGGAGAAGCCCGUUCAGAAUUUCAAGAAUUUGGCAGAUAAGCGGUCAUUUCGUGAUGCCGAAGGGCAGUUGGUUGGUACUGUGGCAGAUGGUGACGAAUGUGUUAAUAAUAAGCCAGCUGCUAGUACUGUGGUAGAUCUUACUAGAGAUGAAAAGAUAGUGGGGGAAGGUACAGAUUUGCAGCCGCAGCAACUGCCGGUUGCAAGGAAGUUAGCAGGGAUAUCUGAUAUGGAUCAUGCAUCUGUGGCUCACAAACAAGCUUCUGUAGCAGGAGCUGGUUACUUUCCCGUAUCGACGACUAGGAGACUCAAGAUGUUUCAUAAAAAACAGUCUUCAUCCACGUCCAAUUCUAGUGAACAAAAACGUGGAGCUCUAAAGUUAACUAAGGAACAAGUCAUGGUGAUGGACUUAAUCCUGAAAGAGAGACUGAAUGUUUUUUACACAGGGAGUGCGGGUACAGGAAAAUCUAUUUUGCUUCGUGAACUGGUUAAAGCUCUGAGGGCUAAGUAUGGUGCUUCCGCUGUGGCUGUGACUGCUUCUACCGGUCUUGCAGCAGUGAGUAUUGGGGGUACUACCGUUAAUAGAUUUUCAGGCAUUGGAAUUGGUGCUGGAGUGCUAGAUAAACUUGUUGAGCGUGCGAAGAAGAAGAAGGAGGUGUUUGAAAGAUGGAAGCGGACUCGAGUACUAAUAAUUGAUGAGAUAUCCAUGAUUGAUGGGAGGUUUUUGGACAAGUUAGAUUAUGUAGCUCGAAGCUUAAGAAAAAAUGCUGAUGUGCCGUUUGGUGGGAUUCAAUUAGUAUUCACGGGAGACUUCUUUCAACUACCGCCUGUAUCAGAUCGGAAUCCCAAUUCUCCUAAACCGCUGUUCUGCUUCGAAAGCAAAGCGUGGCAGCAGGGGAUUCAGAAAACCAUAUGCUUACAGCGUAUAUUCAGACAAAAAGAUAACGACUUAAUCGACCUACUAAAUGCGAUAAGGUUUGGCGAAGUAACACCUCAAUUGACUGCCCUUGUGCGGACAUUUGAAAGGGAGGUUCACUAUCCAGAUGGAAUUGAGCCCACGGAGCUGUUCCCUACCAGAAAAGAGGUGGACACGGCUAAUAAACGGAGGUUAGAAAGACUGCCUGGAUUUGAGGUGACUUAUGAAGCACUGGACUCCGGGGAUGUUGAAAAGAAAUUCUCUUCAUAUUUCGACGCCAUCAUAGCAGAACGUACCCUUGUACUAAAAGAGAAUACCCAAGUUAUGAUGUUGAAAAACAAAGACGACACCUUGGUCAAUGGGACUGUAGGUAGAGUCCUCUUCUUUACCACUGCAAACCUGUGGAACUUCAUACAACGCGACCACAUAAAUAUGUUAGAUAAUGCUGAGUUUGUCAUGGAUAUGAAGUUGGUUUGUAAAGCCAUUGGCGUUCCGGAAAAUUGCCGUCCAUUGCAGUUACAACAGGAGAUUAACAGCCGUCCAAUCCUCACAAAAUCAUACUUGCAUCAAUAUCUUACCUUGGCACAGAGGGAAUCCUCUGAUUUGCUUUACCCGCUAGUUAGAUUCUCCGUAUCGAACAAAUACCGCUAUGAACUCAUCCAAAGAGAAGAGUUCCUCGUCGACUUACCCAUCAAUGGCCACGGAGUAGGCGAAGGGUCGAGACACCAAAUACCUCUUGUUCCUUGCUGGGCGUUAUCCAUCCAUAAGGCCCAAGGUCAAACAAUAGAUAGACUAAAAGUUGACUUGAGGCGCAUCUUCGAAGCCGGUCAAGUAUAUGUUGCGUUAUCAAGAGCAGUAUCAAAAGAUCAGCUGCAGAUUGUCAAUUUCAACCCAAAAAGAAUAAAAGCAGAUCCAAAGGUAAAGCAAUUUUAUCAAAACCUGAUUACUACUCCCCCAUAA
Eremothecium cymbalariae DBVPG#7215 is the source of this 2193-nucleotide messenger RNA. RefSeq names its product DNA helicase (gene RRM3). The coding region runs from base 1 to 2193 and encodes 730 amino acids. Gene Ontology annotation, biological process: telomere maintenance; DNA replication; DNA repair. Lineage: Eukaryota; Fungi; Ascomycota; Saccharomycetes; Saccharomycetales; Saccharomycetaceae. The record is from RefSeq and is a predicted model, not a curated record. The transcript has a single exon. Gene Ontology annotation, cellular component: replication fork. Gene Ontology annotation, molecular function: DNA helicase activity; ATP hydrolysis activity.